Molecule: messenger RNA, 204 nt
Organism: Paramecium sonneborni
Lineage: Eukaryota; Ciliophora; Oligohymenophorea; Peniculida; Parameciidae
Source: the annotation of a GenBank genome assembly
AUGCCCGAAUAUUUUCAUAACAUCUACUCAAAAUAUUAAAGUAUCAUAAGUUAAUACUCUAUUUCAAUUGAAAACUAAUUUAGAAAUAUGUAAAUAUCGAUAAAAUUUAAAUGGAUUAUAACAUUACCAGAAGAUAGAAAAUUAAUUUCCUAACAAUCUUUAAAUGUCUAUUAAAUCAUGAAUCUCAAGCAAGCUAAUUAUUGA